Owenia fusiformis is the source of this 4156-nucleotide messenger RNA. Lineage: Eukaryota; Metazoa; Annelida; Polychaeta; Sabellida; Oweniidae. The record is from the annotation of a GenBank genome assembly.
CAAUGAGUAGCCAUUGAAAAAGUGAAAAAUAAGUUGCACGAUAAAUCUCAUGUUAUUUUUUCCGGAUUGUUCCUUUAAACAUAUAAUGGAGUGUUACUUAUACAUCUAAAUGAAAUGGAUACACAAGUAGAUUUAGGAAUGAUCCAUGCUGGCGAGAAAAGGCCGAUGGAUUAUGGAAAUCUCUCACCGACAGAAUCGGGGGAAGGAUAUGGUGUCAGUAAUUCACGCAAGGUUGAGAAAAAGAGGUCCAGAAAUGAGAGUGAGAAGCUUCGUAGAGACAAGCUGAACAUGUACAUAGGAGAGCUGGCCAAGAUGGUGCCCCUCGUCAUGACGGCACAGAAAAAGAUGGAUAAAUCUAGUAUACUACGGCUAACUGUCAACUAUCUCAAGGUUCAUAGAGAGCUGAAGGGGAACAAGAAAGACAUUGACUGGAAGCCACCUAUCAUCUCCAAUGACAACUUGUCAGAACUUCUGCUGCAGUCUCUGAAUGGGUUCCUACUGGUGACUUCUAGGAAAGGAAUGGUGAUAUACGCUUCAGAGGAGCUGACAACUAGCCUGGGCCACAAUCUGGCGGAUACGGUGGGAAAUUCUGUGAAGAAGUUUGUCCAUCAAGACGACCAGAAGUAUUUUCUUAAGCAGCUAGAACUCCCCCGGGACAAAUAUGCUAUAAACCAUGAAUCCAACAGGCACAGAUCAUUCUAUUGUCGUAUGUUGAAUGUGGUGAACAGACAGCAGUUAGGUCAUUAUGAACCGAUGCACGUCGUAGGACACAUCCGCAUGAUGACAUCAUUUGAUACAGAUGAAGCUGCAGACAUGAUGGACAGUUGUCUGAUUGCAGUUGUCAGGAAGGUUCACAAGGAAAGCAUCCGUGAAAUCUCAAUAUUAGAAAUGUCAAAGAAUGAAUGGAUCACUCAGCAUAACUUGGAAGGCAAAAUAUUCUUUAGUGAUCACAGGACAUCACCACUGACAGGCUAUCUGCCCUAUGAGUCCAAUGGAAUGCUGGCCUACCAGUUCCUGAAACCGGAGGAUGUGAAAUGGGUGAUCAAACGGCAUCACCACUUAAUUACGACUGGUGAGACACCAUUUUGUUAUUUUCGUAUGUACCGUAAAGAUCGAAGCUUCAUCUGGAUGCAAAGUAAUUCGCAUAUCGUGACUGAUGUUUGGACAGGGAAACCAAAGUUUAUUCUAAGCAUAAAUGUAGUUCUCAGUGAUGAGGAUGGAGUGAGAAACUAUGAAGAACAGAAGCGGGAAAUACUCGCCCUGGAGGAGGCCGCUGCUAACCUUGCUUUGGAGAACAAACAAGAGGCUGGCCCAAUAGCAGAUGAUGGUCUUAACAUAAAGGAUCAACUGGACAUGAACCCUGGGAGUGUUGCCAGUAGCGUUGAAAGUUCAUUGAAGUAUGAGCGAGAUCCUUUCGCUAUGGAUGAAGAUAAUGAGCCAGCAUUCACUGCUGACACCCGGUAUAUGUCCCCAGAUGACUUCCUUAAAAGUUUGUCAAAUAUGGGUCCAUCUUUUUCAUCACUCUCUAGUAUGAUAUCAGGUGGAAAUAGUAAUGCAGCAUCUUUGUCUCAAUCUGGAUCUCCAAUGUCACCUUCUCCCUCAUCAUUUGCUGCUAGUGUCAGAUCUGCGCCCAGUAUGAGCGUAGAUAGUCGGGCUAGUGAUAGCGUGUUCCACACACCUGAGGGAAGUCCUAGUUGUUCCAUGUCAAGCCCCAAACAUUCCACACUCUCCCCUAGUACAAACACCCCCUCCCUUUCUGACAUACAUCCCCAUCAAACUAUUCUACCCAAGACAGAUGGUGUCUCAACCAAGAAGAAUGGUGCAAUACCUAAGACCGACUCCACCCUGCUGGUUAAGCUUCUAUCGAGGCCCUCAGUGGACAGUGUCAGCUCAAACAUCUCAGAUGAAUCUAUACUAAAAGGACUUGAAAAAACAGAAAUAACAGAUAAAAGUAUGACAGUAGUUGGUGAUGAAGGCAUGCCUCCCCAGCCCAAAAGAGGCAAACGACCCAACUACCCCACCCCUGAGACUGUCACCCCUGGCAAUAGUAUCCCAGGCAACAGUCUCCUUGUCCAGUCACUUCUUGCCAACAACAAACAAACACAGGACUCAGCUGUUGGAAGUUCUACCAGUACAACAGUGACAACUCACAAACCUCCGCAACACCCCACAGAGCCAAUCAUACAGACUAGCCACGACAGUCCUCGUGGAAAUAACACACCAAAAAUAGAUUUAGAGAAACGUAGCGCAUAUAUCAAAUUCAAGAUGGCACAACAACUGAGUUCUCAACACCGCACGCUGAAACAGAGUCUUGAGCAGCAAACUGAGGAGCUGCAGAUGUUGGAACAGCAGAUGAAUAGUGGAGUUAAAGAACCUGAAGUUAUGUUACAGUUCGAGAAACUACAACAACUAGAGGCUCAACGCAAUGAAAAUGAACAGGCAUUACAACAGCUCAAAGUGGAGUAUGUUCACCAAAUGAAACAGCUGAAAGUAAAGCAAGGAUUGCUCCCUCAGAACACAGAUAGUGGAGUAAAUCAACUGAGUUCCCUCCCUACGCAGCAUAAUGAACCUCACACAAGUUCUACUAAUUGUACAAACAUAAAGCCUCGCCGUGUGCUGACCCCUCAAAGACAUUUUAUUCCUCAACAUAAUACCCAAACUGUAGAAAAUAAUUCUUAUUCCCCUAGAUCAGCCUCCAUGAAGACUAUAGUUACAAACACUGACAGUAUGACCUUGACAACCAAGGUUGCUCUCACACCAGCAGACACUGAAAUGGGGGAAAGUACACACAAUGAUAACUCCAUUGUCAACAAUACACCCAAAGUCAUCAAACUUUAUAAUGGAGAUCUAUCAUCUCAAAAUAGCAACAUUUCUGCCAGAAUUCAUAGUGAUCAUGUACAAUCUGGAAAUCACAUUGGAAAUGCUCCACCAGGAAAUCAUAUCGUUAAUAAUUCUCCAAAUCAUGGUGGUGAUAUUUCAUCAAUGGAUCACCAUGGAAACAUUCCAUUUACUGCAAAACACAACACACCAGUUAACACUAACACUAGACUUGAAGGCCUUACAAAUGGCCAGCAUACCUUUCCCAAUAUUACCAAGGAAACAUUUUUACGGAAACUGUUAGAACAGAAUAAUAAAAAUGACACUGUAAAUACAAAUGUGUCACAGGUGGCGCCACAGGUGACCCAGGUUAUCAACAAUAGUCCUGUAAUGUCACAAAACUCAGAAACGUCACCAGUUUUGACGCAAGAGUUUGGAGAUGCUAGUCUAGAAGACCUCCAGGACAUCAUAGACAGUGAAUUGUUGGAUGCACAAAUCGAUCUGAAUGCUGAUCCAAAUAUUAAUUACGACUUCCUAAACUUUGUAUGAUAUCAUGCCAAUAAAAUGGUUCAUUUGCACUCAUUGUAGAGCAUUCGAAAUGUACAGACAGAAAUAUAUAUUGGUAUUUAUUUUGUCACUUUUAAAGUAGAUGUACCACAGUUGAUGAAUAUGAAUAUCACUAUAAUGGGAAAUAUUUGGCUCACCUGACAGGUCAUGUUUGGAGUGAAUUUAGUACAUAACUUUAUACCUAUACCUUUGUCAUGCAUUUUUUUAUUACUAGGCUAUCUGUACAAUUCCAAUCAAAUGAAUAAAAUUAUGGUAAAAAUUGAAUUUUCCACAAAUGAUUUUAGAUAAUUAAAAUAAUGUUGAUGCACUUUGAAAUGUUUAUCAAUAUAUUUAUUUAUUGUGGAGUGGAGUUUAGUUCUUAGCAGAGAAUAUUUGCCAGUAAAACAUGCCAAUGUCAUAAGAUUGAUUUAUGCAAUAUGUGGAUUCCUUGAUUUGCUCAUGUUAUAUCUACGUAAAAAUUGAUAUUUUACAAUUUCAAUGGCGUUGAGGAUUCAUAUUGAUCAAGCUUGCCAACUUUCUGCUUUUUAUGAGAAUCUAUCUAAAGGUUUUUGUAAAAAAUUCCAAACUACCAAACCAUUUUUCUGUAAAAUAUGAACUGAAAUUAUAUUAAAUAUGUUCUUUUAGCGGUAGCUUUUACAGUACAUAGGAUUUAGUGGUUCAAUUUUCAUAGUGGUUCAGUUUUUAUGUCCAUUAAAAAAACAUUAAAAAAACAAGAACAAGAUAUUGCACUUUUUUUUAUAAAAUAGGGUGGGGUCUAUGAAGAAUCUAACCG